GCACCCCUGAACACAUCAAAGAAAAAAUGGCUUUCAAGUUGGCGGUCUUCUCGUGCCUUCUCGCUGUGGCCUACGGCAGCGUUGCACCUGCAGCUAUUGCCGCAGCACCAGUCGCCUAUGCUGCUCCAGCCGUGGCCGCAAGACUUGAAGAAUUCGAUCCUUUACCACAAUACCGAUUUGGCUAUAAUGUGGCCGAUUCACUCACCGGAGAUUACAAGAGCCAGGAGGAACAGCGUAAUGGAGAUAUAGUGCAGGGUUCUUAUUCCCUCGUUGACCCUGACGGCACUCGUCGCGUUGUGGAUUAUGCGGCAGAUCCCAUUAAUGGCUUUAACGCUGUGGUGCGAAAAGAACCAUUAGUGGCUGCUGCUCCAGCUGUUAUUGCUGAACCAGCUGUGGUGCCAGCAAGGAUCUCCGCCGCCCCCGUCGCGGCUGCAGUGGCCCAACCCGCUAUCUUAUCAGCGCGCUAUGCGGUUGGAAGCCCAGUCGUUGCACCUGCAAAAUUAGCCGCUGCUCCUGUAUAUGCAAGAUAUGCCAAUGCCCCUGUUGCCGCCGCUGCCCUUGCCGCUGCACCUGCGCCAGUCUUUGCCCGCUAUGCGUCAGCUCCCUUGGUGUCCGCUCGAUAUGCGGCCGCUCCUGUCGUAGCCGCGCGCUACGCCGCCCCUGUAGCGGCUGCGUAUAGAUCUCCUAUUGCGGCGUAUACAGCGCCUGUUGCUGCUGCUGCAUACACUACAUACGCAGCUCCAGCUCCGAUAGCAUCAUCAUAUACCGCUCCUGUCGCUUACAAUUCACCAGUUGCUGCAGCCUACACGGCACCCGUAGCUGCGGCGUAUUCCGCGCCUGUUGCUGCAGCCUACACGGCACCCGUUGCUGCGGCCUACACGGCACCGAUUGCAGCGGCCUAUACUGCGCCUGUGGCUACUGCUUAUGCUGCUCCGGCACGAGUAGCUGCAGCUCCAGCAGCCGUCCCUGCGGUACGAGCUGCGCCUGCCAAGAUAGUAGAAACAGUCGCCGCUGGUUACCGAUACCCUUAA
Messenger RNA from Achroia grisella, 1031 nucleotides. RefSeq names its product cuticle protein-like (gene CPR68). The coding region runs from base 27 to 1031 and encodes 334 amino acids. Gene Ontology annotation, cellular component: extracellular matrix. NCBI's taxonomy places the organism in Eukaryota, Metazoa, Arthropoda, Insecta, Lepidoptera, Pyralidae. The transcript is spliced from 2 exons. The record is from RefSeq and is a predicted model, not a curated record.